Messenger RNA from Cetraspora pellucida, 904 nucleotides. Lineage: Eukaryota; Fungi; Glomeromycota; Glomeromycetes; Diversisporales; Gigasporaceae. The record is from the annotation of a GenBank genome assembly.
AAAAGAGCUAGUGGAGGAAAGAUGGCAAAAGGAAGAAAAAGUUGAAAGAAAUGUUAAAGAGAAUGUUUGGAUGAAUGUUAAAGAGGAUGUUAAGGUGAAUAUUAAGGGAGAUGUUGAGGUGAAUGUUAAGAAGGAUGUUGAGGCAAAUGUUGAGACGAAUGUUGAGGAGAAUGCUGAGAUGAAUGUUGAAGUGAAUGUUGUUAUAAAUGCUGAGAAGAAUGUUGAGGUGAAUGUUGUUAUAAAUGUUGAGCAGGAUGUUGAGGUGAAUGUUGAGAAGAAAGCUGAAGAAGAAAUUGCACAAGAUUUAGAAAAGGAUAGUGAGCUUGAUAUAAAGGAGGAUAAUGAGAACAGAAACAAUGAAGAUGAAAAGACAUAUAAACACUUAUUUACUUUUGGUGCCUUCAGCAUUCUUACUAAUGCGGCUAAAGAAACUCAUAAGAUUACAAGUUUUUUUAAAGCUACAAAUACAUCUUUAACAAAUGAAGUAUCAUCUAUCAUGGCAUAUGAAGGAAUCAACCAACUUUAUGAAUAUUUGGUAAAAAAUGGACAUUUAAUUACAGCCUCUGAAUAUAAUAAACAUCAAGCAGUUUAUGAGUAUCUUGUAUUGUUGAAGAGCAGUUCAUUUUUACUUUCACAACAUGGUAAAUAUCUAAAACACAUGCGACUUGUUGAUGAUGAAAACAUUGCAAUGCAAUUCAAUAAUUUGCUAGAACAAAUUAGAGAUAAAGUGAUUCCUAUUUUUAAAGCAAAUUUUUCUAACGCAAUAGCCAUCUUUGCCUUCGACAAUAGUACAAACCAUGGAGCAUAUGCAGAGGAUGCUUUUAUUGCUGCAAGAAUGAAUCUAAAACCUGGAGAAAACCAAUCAAAAAUGCAAUUGACAACUUUUGUAGAUGCUGAUGGAUGA